ACUCGUUCACCAGAGCUGAACUUCAGCAGAGAUAGCAGCAAGCAGGCACUUCCACGCCGCGCAGGCUAACUCGCUUUCGGCUUUGGUUCGAGAUGGUGACUCGUCGUUGCACCGAGAGGCGCUCCAGCGCCCGCAACUUUAAAGGUGGACUGUCUCUGUGGCUGAUUCUGUGGCUGGUGGUGGUGAAGCCGGGCGGGGUAUCUGCAUGUCCCAGGCUGUGUGUGUGUUACCCCACGCCCAUGACUGUCAGCUGCCAGUCCCAGAACCUCACCAUAGUGCCGGCCGGUGUGCCAUAUGACUCACAACGUGUUUUCCUGCAGAACAACCGCAUCACAGAACUGCGUGCAGACUCUUUUGGCUUCGAGACGCAGGUGCUUUGGCUAUACGGCAACAACAUCACAUGGGUCGAGGCCGGGGCCUUCAGUAACCUCAGGGUGCUGGAGGAGCUGGAUCUGGGCGAUAACCCACUACAGCGCCUGGAAGGUGGAGCCUUCAGUGGCUUGGAGAAGCUGCAGAGCCUGCACAUGCAUCGCUGCAAGCUGGCCGCUCUCCCCCAUGACCUCUUCCACAAACUGUACAGUCUGCAAUUCCUCUACCUGCAGGAGAAUCAGCUCCACUUUCUGCAGGAUGACCUGUUCUCAGAUCUGGUCAACCUCACCCACCUCUUCCUGCAUGGAAACCGCAUCCGUGCCCUCUCUGAGAAUGUGUUCAGAGGCCUGGUCAACCUGGACCGCCUCCUUAUCCACAACAACCGUGUCAGGCAGGUCAACCGCCGGGCUUUCCGUGACCUGGGCCGCUUGACCAUCCUUUACUUGUUCAACAACUCCCUGGCCGAGCUGCCAGGCCAGGCCAUGAAAGACACCCAAGGCAUCCAGUUCCUCCGCCUCAACGAUAAUCCCUGGUCCUGCGGCUGUGAGGCUCUUCCCCUUUGGGAGUGGUUCCGCAAGGCCCGAAUCUCCUCCUCUGAGCUCAUGUGCACCUCACCAUCCCAACGUCGUGGGCAGGACCUCCGAUUCCUUCGGGAGAUGGACUUCGCCCUCUGCCCUCUGCCUGACCCCGGCUCUCUGGCAGGAACCACCACAACCACCUUCAGCACCAAGACCCGCUGGUGGUUCUCCAAGCACAAGCCCGCAUCUUCAUCCAAGGCCUCGUACCAGAAGAGAACUGACACAGGGAAGGCCUUCUCUGCGGGAAAACCUCAGUACCUCCCCAAAACCCCCUCCGAAACCUUCUCCUCCAAGUAUGAACUGUCGGAGGAUGAGGUGGCACUCCCCAAGCUCGACCAAGAAGAAUACUGGUCCAACUACGGAAACGAAGACGCCUCCAUUCCCUGCUUCGAGCUGGAGUGCCCCCCAGGCUAUAACAACCCAGUCUUCCCCUCGUCCUCCAACUUACCCAGCACCCCGUCCGUCCUCCGCCUCCUCUCCCUCUCCAUAAUCGCAUUCUCCAUCCAUUUCCUUUUUGGCUGAACUACUCUCUCCUCCAGUCCCUUUUUUUCCCUUCUGAUUUCUCCUCGUGCUCUUUCCAACUCUAACAAAAACCUGGAUCUUGAUUCCUUUCAGUUACCUCCUCAACUUGCAGGAGGUGCUACACUGAUGCAGGAGACAGGCGAGGCAGCCGGGAGCUGUUGUAAAGAGCAGGGAUCAGCUGAGCUGAUGUAGAGCAGGGCAGGAUUUCAAUGUUGAAGUAGCUGCUGCUGAUUAGUACAGGCUUGAAAAAGUGGGGCUCAGAUCAUGGAAACUGACUCUGAUAGUGACGGUACAAAGGCAGAAACCUACAACAACAUGAGGAAAGGAUAGAGACACAACACACACAGAGACAGUUUGUGAUGUCUCCAGAUGUUUUUUUUUAUAUCAGCUGUAAACAACACAGGCGUUGUGGAUCUGUGACAGCUAUUUUCUAUAUAAAGUGAACACCAUCCACUCUCCGCUAACAUUGUCCCUCACUCAUUUCUUUCUUUUUUUCUGAAUAAAAGUGAUGGUUAAUUAUACCAGAAGUAGGAGAAAGAUGUGGAUUCACACAGAGAAAGAAAAAGAAAGAAUUACAGGGAGAAGUGAUAAGAAAGUCAAUACAAUGUGAGCAGAGUGAGCUUCAGAUGUGCAUCUAAAGGCAGAGAUGGAUGAGAGAAUCAUUAGAGCUCUCCUCUCUCCUUCAGAAAAAAAACCUUGUGUGAUCCCAGAGAUGCCAGCUAACCACCACCACCCACACUUGUACAUACCACGCAUCAUGAUUGUACUUGCACACAUCCCAAACUGCUCUGUAUUUUAGACUAGCUGGAUUUUUACUUUUCAUUUUAGUACCAUUCAGUUAUCGACAGCUUGUGGUGAUAGAAUAGAUACUUAGGUUGUAAAUUGAAGGCCAACCCAAUGAAAAGUGGAAACUCCUCUUUCGCCCCUCGUGUUUUUUGUCUCGUCUUCUUCUCUCAGGUAAACAACAAAUGUUGUGCUCCUGGUGCUGAUUUUUAUUUUUUUUUGUGUGUGUGUGUGUGUGUGUGUGUGUGUGUGUGUGUGUGUGUGUGUGCGCGUGCGUUUAGGUGUGUGGGACUCCGUUUUUGUGGAAUCCUUUACAGCCCUUUGUGUUGUUUGAAGCCUCGGCUCUCAUGGUGGCUCCUGUUACAUUACCAUUGGUUCUGUCAGUAUGACUGUGUGCUUAUAUAAAAGGAUGUGUGUAUUUCUUAUUAGCUUGG
Cyclopterus lumpus (lumpfish) is the source of this 2686-nucleotide messenger RNA. RefSeq names its product reticulon 4 receptor-like 2b (gene rtn4rl2b). The record is from RefSeq and is a predicted model, not a curated record. The transcript is spliced from 4 exons. Gene Ontology annotation, cellular component: plasma membrane. Gene Ontology annotation, molecular function: protein binding. NCBI's taxonomy places the organism in Eukaryota, Metazoa, Chordata, Actinopteri, Perciformes, Cyclopteridae. The coding region runs from base 93 to 1469 and encodes 458 amino acids.